GGUAUCCGAGAUCCGCAUAUCUAAAUAACUACACCCAAUAUGUAUUUAAACCUAGACCCGUAUCGAGACCUGAACCUGCAUUUUCGGGUUGGUUCUGGUUCUCGGGUCGUGGUAAAAUGCCAGUCCUAUUACUACAUAUGGUGUUGAUGAUGAAUGAAGUGGAAGGACAUACAACAACUGCUUUCUUUUUGAAGAGAGAUGGUCCGAUUCAGGAAUUCAAAUUUCGGUUCAACGAGAUUUAAAUUAACCGGUUGGUAUAAUAAAAACAUAACACUCUUAAAACUAAACCCUGCCGUGACUCGUCUGUACUUGUUAGCUGCGCCUCCUUCUCUUCCGUCUCUCCUCUCGAUUCCCUGUAAGCAUCUCAGAUUCCUUUCCUCUCAGACCAAUCUCGUGCUUCCGUUUCUUCCUCUGGGUGAAGCAUGGAGCUUUCCGACCCAACGAACGCCAAAAGCAACAAAGCGAAGCAGCCUCCAAAGCGCUUCAUAAAGAACCAAAUCCCAGAGUCGAUCCUCAACGACGCAUCCCUCAACGCGGCGAUCUCCCUUCUCCCUUCCAUCUACCAGUUCGAGGUCCACAAAUGCGUCUGGCGCAUCAGUUCCACAAACGCCAAACGCAUCGCUAUCCAGCUCCCGGAGGGUCUUCUCAUGUACGCUCUCACUCUCUCCGACAUCUUCACUUCCUUCGCUGGAGCCUCCCACUGCUUCGUCCUCGGCGACGUCACUUACGGAGCUUGCUGUGUCGAUGACUUCUCCGCCUCUGCUCUUGGUGCCGACUUGCUUAUUCACUACGGUCAUAGUUGCCUUGUCCCUAUUGACUCUACCAAGAUCCCUUGUCUUUAUGUCUUUGUUGAGAUUCAGAUUGAUGUCAAGUGCUUGCUCAACACCAUCCAUCUUAAUCUCGCUUCUGAUAUUAAGAGCAUCAUUCUCGCCGGGACCAUUCAAUUUACUUCGGCUAUUAGAGCUGUGAAACCGGAUUUGGAGAAGCAAGGUUUCAGUGUUUUGAUCCCUCAGUCAAAGCCUCUGUCGGCUGGGGAAGUCCUUGGAUGCACAGCGCCUAAGGUUUCGAGGUUUGAUGAUCAUAAAGACGCUGUCUUGGUGUUUGUAGCUGACGGGAGGUUUCAUCUGGAAGCGUUUAUGAUAGCUAAUCCCAAGAUAAAGGCGUUUAGGUACGAUCCGUAUCUUGGGAAGCUGUUUUUGGAGGAGUAUGAUCACAAGGGGAUGAGGGAGACCAGGAGGAGAGCGAUUACGCGGGCCAAGGAUGCGAAGACUUGGGGGAUCGUGUUGGGGACGUUGGGAAGGCAAGGGAACCCCAAGAUUCUCGAGAGGUUGGAGAAGAAGAUGGAGGAGAAAGGGAUUGAUAGCACCGUUGUUUUGAUGUCUGAGCUUAGUCCCACGAGAGUGGCCUUGUUUGAAGACUCUGUGGAUGCUUGGGUGCAGAUAGCGUGUCCGAGGCUUUCUAUUGAUUGGGGUGAGGCAUUUCUUAAGCCGCUUCUUACGACUUUCGAGGCUGAGAUUGCUUUAGGGUUUAUCCCCGGUUGGUGGGAGAAUGGUUCUCUGAGCAGAGUUGGGUCUUCUUCCUCUGGCUGCUGCAAAGAGGAUAAAGAAACAAGCUGUGCGUGUAGAGAUGAUAAGAAGGAUGAUGAUGGGGUGCUCGAUGGAGACUAUCCGAUGGAUUACUAUGCACAAGAAGGUGGUGAAUGGAACUCCUCAUAUCUCAAGAAGUCUUCACGUCCCAUUCGAAGAAACCCUUUACCUUCUUCUUCUGUAGUUUAGAGUGCUGUUAGUAAAAAUGCAAAUGGGCUCUGUUGAUUGUGCCAUCAAGAUUCUACGGAUGAGUUGUUAUUAGUGACUGAAACAAGCUUGUUGGCUGUUUAUGAGACUGACAACAUGAAGAGCAUACAAGGGGUGAGGAUUAAGAGAAAGCUACAACACUCCUUUACUGACAUCUUGUCUUUUCAAAGUUUCGGUUAUGGAUUGCCAACAAAAUGGUGACUGAAGUGAAACUAUACGUCUUGUCUGUAGUAAAAACUGAUGAUCUUUGCUUUUCAAAUUUUAUCCGGUUUUGUUUUUGGUUGUGAAAUUAUUGUUUAUGCUUUGGUUUGAUCCUAUCUAGUCACUCAUGGAUCUGUGGGUAAAACAAGAAAAUUAUCUGAUCUUUGAUGCAAUGAGGUUAAAUUUCGUUA
Molecule: messenger RNA, 2185 nt
Organism: Brassica rapa (field mustard)
Lineage: Eukaryota; Viridiplantae; Streptophyta; Magnoliopsida; Brassicales; Brassicaceae
Product: 2-(3-amino-3-carboxypropyl)histidine synthase subunit 1
Biological process (GO): protein histidyl modification to diphthamide
Molecular function (GO): 2-(3-amino-3-carboxypropyl)histidine synthase activity
Source: RefSeq, a predicted model, not a curated record